Messenger RNA from Dujonia railenensis, 1695 nucleotides. The record is from the annotation of a GenBank genome assembly. NCBI's taxonomy places the organism in Eukaryota, Fungi, Ascomycota, Pichiomycetes, Serinales, Debaryomycetaceae.
AUGCCAGAAGAGACCAUUAAAAAAUCGCAAUCUUUCCUUAAUAAUGACGGGAUAGACGACUUGGUCCCCAUGACCAGGAAACACAGAGUGUCCUCGUUGUCGUUGUCCGAUUUGAACCAAUGGCAAAACGGACUCACUAAGUUGUCCUCUUCUACUUCGCUCAACAAGUCAUCGUCGCAGAACUUGAAAAAGGUGGACUCUUUAGCCAAAUUGUCCAGAAAUUCAUCUAUCAUCAGAAGAAAGAAGAAGGAAGUGAUAGAUCACGCCAGAGUUGCCUCGUAUGCCUUCUGUUUCGAUAUCGAUGGUGUUAUAUUGAGGGGCCCAGACACUAUCCCCGAAGCAGUUGAAGCCAUGAAGUUGCUUAAUGGUGGAAACAAGUACAACAUCAAGGUGCCAUCCAUUUUCGUUACCAACGGAGGUGGAAAACCAGAACUGCAGAGAUCUGAAGAUUUGAGCAAGAGGUUAAAUUGUACAAUCACCCCGGAUCAAAUCAUCCAGGGUCACACCCCUAUGAAAGACUUGGUUCCUCUCUACAAGAACGUUCUCGUUGUCGGGGGAAUUGGUAACGUUUGUAGAAAUGUUGCUGAAUCGUAUGGUUUCAAGAAUGUAUACACUCCUUUGGAUAUUUUGUAUUGGAACCCUGCUGUUUCUCCAUACCAUGAUUUGACCGACGAAGAAUUGAAGGCUGCCAAAAAGGAUGUCGAUUUCAGUAAGUUGAGUAUUGAUGCCAUUUUGGUUUUCGCCGAUUCCAGAAACUGGGCUGCUGAUCAACAAAUCAUCUUAGAAUUGUUGUUAUCAGUGAACGGUGUCAUGGGAACUGCAUCCAAGACCUUUGACGAAGGUCCACAGAUCUAUUUCGCUCAUUCUGAUUUCAUUUGGGCUACGAACUAUAAACUCUCAAGAUAUGGUAUGGGUGCCUUGCAGGUCUCUAUUGCUGCAUUGUAUAGAGAACAUACUGGACACGAGUUGAAGGUGAAUAGAUUUGGUAAACCCCAAAAAGGUACAUUUAAGUAUGCCAACAAAGUGUUAACGUCGUGGAGACAAGGUGUCUUGGAUGAACAUUUGAAGAAGUUAUCGAUUAACGACCCUGAUGCUGAAGAUGCGGAUAUCUUAAUCAACGAAGAUGGUGAAGAAGUUAUUAACCAGGCAAAACUUGAGGCUGGUGAGCCAGACACUGAUGAAGAAGAAAAUGCCGACGAGGAAGAAGACGAAGAAGAGGUUGCAUUAAUUGUUGGAAAGAAAGAAAAGAUUGUCCUUCAGUUACCUCCAGCAUCAACGGUGUACUUCGUAGGUGACACUCCUGAAUCAGAUAUCCGUUUUGCUAACUCUCACGAUGUCUCAUGGCAUUCUAUCUUGGUGAAGACUGGUGUUUACCAAGAGGGUACAGUACCAAAGUAUAAGCCAAAGCAUUUAUGUAAUAACGUGCUAGAUGCUGUUAAGUAUGCCAUUGAGAGAGAACAUCAAUUAGAAUUGGCUGAGUGGAAUGAAACUGCCAUUGAUGACGAUGCUGAAUCUGGCUCAUUAUCAGGAUCAAGAAAGUCAUCUAGAAUCAAUUUCGCCGACUUAAUGAUGACUCCAAGUGAAAAGAAACCUGAAGAAAAGAAGAAACCUACAAAGAUUGAAGAGCAUGAAAGUGUUGAAGUUCCAGUUAUUUUAAGUGAACAAAUUGACAAGAUCAAGGACGUUCAAGUGUAA